This is a messenger RNA of Python bivittatus (Burmese python), 1181 nucleotides long. Lineage: Eukaryota; Metazoa; Chordata; Lepidosauria; Squamata; Pythonidae. The record is from RefSeq and is a predicted model, not a curated record.
UGUAGAUGUUGCGUCUGAGGAGCCACCUCUUAAAAAUGAAGAUGUAACGUUUUACCAAGAACAUAUAAUUCAUCCACUGGAAAAUGAAGAUGAUAACGUAUUGGAUUUAGCUCAGCAACAUUCCCCAUUUGAGGCUUAUAGGAGAAGACCGAAUCCCUCCACCUUCUUUGCUGCAGCCAAACUUUCAGCUAUGAUAAAUGGAAGUGAUGAAGUGUAUGCAAACCGCAUGGUGGUGGGUCAGAUGGAAGAUGCUGGUGUCAAGUAUAUUAACAACAGCCAGACUACUUCUGAAACUAACACAGCUUCAAAUAAAGAUCCAGAGGUGUUGGAAAAUAUUCCAAGCAACAGAAAUCUAUCAACACUUAUGAUACCUGGCUUGGAUGCAGCCGGUUCUUACAUGCCACUAAAGAAGACACAUGCUCUUAGUAAUCUACGAAAUCAUCGUUAUCCCUUUAUUAAAAAACGAAGUUCCAGUCUUGAUGACUUGGAUGUUGACAAUGGAGAUGAAAGAAUGUCUAACCGAUCUUCUUCAGUGUCCUACAACUCUUCUGCGGUCUUGCCUAACAAUAGUGGUAGGUUAAGUGCUUCAGAGACCACCAGUGGACUGGACGGUAGCAUGAGCAGAGCUGAAUCUCUUCCUUUAUCCAGCAGUUUACAGUCCAAGGAAUCUCUACUUUCGGGAAUUCGUUCUCGUUCAUAUUCUUAUACUUCACCCAAAGUCUUAUUAGGGAAACCACAAUGUGCCCGGGAAUUUAUACAAUGUGAUUCAAAUGAUGAAUCACAUGCAUUCAGCUUGCAUGAACAGUCAGAAAAAAGGAUUCAAGAAGAAGAAUGGGAUAAGUACAUUAUACCAACAAAAUCAGAAUCUGAAAAAUAUAAAGUUAGCCGAACAUUCAGUUUUCUAAUGAAUAGAAUGGCCAGUACAAGAAAUAAAUCUAAGGCAAAAAGCAAAGAUGCCAAAGAAAAAGAGAAAGUUAACAGACAUCAGUUUGUUUCUGGAUCUUAUGCUGGGGUAAUGCCUUGUUUCACAUGCGAGAAACCACUUUUGGGGAAAGAAUCAUUGCAGUGUUCUUAUUGCAGUGCAAUUGUGCAUAAAAGUUGUAAGGACUGUGCUCCUGCAUGUACAAAAAAAUUGCAAGAUAGAAGCCAUGUUAAGAACAAGACACAAACUGCCCAGACAA